Molecule: messenger RNA, 799 nt
Organism: Merops nubicus (carmine bee-eater)
Lineage: Eukaryota; Metazoa; Chordata; Aves; Coraciiformes; Meropidae
Gene: SETD9
Product: SET domain containing 9
Exons: 5
Molecular function (GO): protein binding
Source: RefSeq, a predicted model, not a curated record
GACUCUCCGAUAUGUUCCUGAGAGCGCUCAAGACAAAAUUAUCUCUGAUGAAGAUGUCUUUCAAACAAUACUGAAAGUAUUUAAAGCUCUGUUUAUAAAUGACUUCAGUAGACAAGCACGUAUUUUGGCCUUACUUCCAGAAAUCAGAUGUAAAUACCUGGAAUUACUGACUGUUGAAGAGAAGCAAUCAAAAGUAAAUUCAUGUAACCAUCAGAGUCAGCACGUGUUUAGUCCAGAGGAAGUUCUUUUUAAUACACUAGGGUUCACUAUCAGUCGAGACCAAAGUUCUUUGGUGUCUGCUGGAACUGGAGUCUUUGUUACCAAAGGCUUUGUACCGAAAGGGACAGUUGUAUCUCUGUAUCCUGGUACAGUAUACAGAAAGCAUGAACCCAUCUUUUUCCAGUCCCUUGGCAAUCCCUUUAUUUUUAGGUGCAUAGAUGGUGUCCUGAUUGAUGGGAAUGAUAAAGGACUGUCAAGAUUGGUAUACAGGUCUUGCAGCAGGAGAGAUCAGCUCGGCCCGUUUCGGAUGAGCGAUGAGAGCUGGCUCACUGCUGCCCUGCAGAACCCACUGGCGGUGGGACAGUAUGUGAACAACUGCUCACAUGAAAAAGCAGCCAACGUGUGCUACCAGGAGUUUGAUGUGCCAGGAUGCUUCCCAGUAGAACUGAAACAAUAUCUUCCGAACAUCGUCUACAGCCAUGACAUAGAGAGCCACCCGCGGUGUGUGGUGCUUAUCACUCUCAGAGACAUCAAUCAAGGGGAGGAGCUUUUUUCUAAUUACUACACUGUUGUCAGCUGA